GUGUGUUGUUCUCGUUCAUCUUCUUUAUAUAAACAAACAGACUUCCACAUUUAUGGUGGUCACAUAAAGUUUUUCAUUUUCUCCUCUCAUACUCAGAGAUCAGAUUCUUAGCUCGCCGGCGACUUCUGCGAUCACAUUCUUCACGGCGAGUUACAUUGAAAUCACCAAUAGGUUACAAUCCUGGUCAACGAGGUCCCUAGAGAUAUCAAGAGAUUCUAGAUGGAUUCCAUUAAAAGCCAUGAAGAACCAAUAUUUUCAACCAUGUCUUCUUUUAGUGGGCAGGCCAGUGCAGGCACUUUUUUACCGGUAUCACGUAGCUUGCCUCUCACGUUUAACAAUGAUGCCGGUAGUGAUAGUGUCUCAAAGGCUGGAGAUACUGGUGAUCGCACACUUCAGAGAAGGCAUUCACAUCAAAAUGUAUUACUUGACCACCAUCCAGCUUUGAACACUGCUUCUGUAACCAAACCUUUCCCUGUGGACAUAACAAAAUCUCCUUUACCAACCGAGUUCCUCUUGUCACCUGAGGCAAACAACUCGGCAAAGGUGGAAGAGCCUGUGUUACCAAAGUCUUUGGAAUACAUAUCUUGCCUAGCUCAUUUGGCUGUUUUUGGGAUUCUUGGGGCUGUUACGAGAUAUAUGCUGCAGAAACUGUUUGGACCAAAUGUUGCUCAAGUAACCAGCGAUGGGAGCAUCUUGUUCCUUGAUCUUCCUGCCAACAUGGUAGGAUCAUUCUUGAUGGGUUGGUUUGGAGUCGUAUUCAAAGCAGAUAUAACGAGAGUUUCUGAGUUUCUAGCGAUUGGAUUAUCCACUGGCUACUUGGGAAGCCUAACAACAUUCAGCGGUUGGAACCAAAAGAUGCUGGAUCUUAGUGCUGAUGGCCAAUGGUUAUACGCUGUGCUUGGCUUCCUCUUUGCAUCAGUUUCUGUUGCAGGAUUGUUUCUUUCAGCAUACUCUAUCAUUCUUGGGGUAGAAACAGCCAAAGGUUUCAGAUGGCUUCUUCGCAGAAGAGCUUCUUCUGAGGAGAAAAAACAAUCUUGUCUCAAGGCUAACACCUAUAAGAGGAAUAUUAUGUCUAUGAUCUUAAUGCUUACAUUGCUUAUGGCUUUUCUCAUUGUGAGUGCCACUGAGCUUGUAAAAGAGUUUGACAAAGGAACAAGCAAGGCUCAGCUAUGGUUAGGUUGCUUAGUUGCAGCCACUGGUGUCUGGAUCAGAUGGUUCCUAGCCCGACUCAACGGACGUGGACUUGGAAAAAAUGGACAGUACUUGAGGUGGGUUCCGCUUGGCACCCUCAUUGCUAAUGUAGCUGCAGCUUCUGUCAUGGCAGCUUUGGCCACUUUAAAGAAAUCGGUGGACACGCCAACAUGUAACACAGUUGCUUCUGGAGUACAGUUUGGUCUGUUGGGAUGUCUGAGCACAGUUUCCACCUUCAUGGCUGAGUUCAAUGCGAUGAGAGAAAGUGAUUAUCCAUGGAGAGCCUAUGCUUAUGCGUUUUUCACCAUUGCAGUUUCUUUUGCCAUGGGAACUAUUAUAUACUCAGCCCCAGUUGGGUAAGUGGGAUUCACUACUA
This is a messenger RNA of Brassica oleracea var. oleracea, 1567 nucleotides long. RefSeq lists its product as uncharacterized. Bases 220 to 1551 code for a protein of 443 amino acids. NCBI's taxonomy places the organism in Eukaryota, Viridiplantae, Streptophyta, Magnoliopsida, Brassicales, Brassicaceae. Gene Ontology annotation, molecular function: fluoride transmembrane transporter activity. The record is from RefSeq and is a predicted model, not a curated record. The transcript is spliced from 7 exons. Gene Ontology annotation, cellular component: membrane. Gene Ontology annotation, biological process: fluoride transmembrane transport.